Molecule: messenger RNA, 2704 nt
Organism: Venturia canescens
Lineage: Eukaryota; Metazoa; Arthropoda; Insecta; Hymenoptera; Ichneumonidae
Product: egl nine homolog 1-like
Exons: 5
Coding region: 641-1462 (273 amino acids)
Biological process (GO): cellular response to hypoxia
Molecular function (GO): ferrous iron binding; L-ascorbic acid binding; peptidyl-proline dioxygenase activity
Source: RefSeq, a predicted model, not a curated record
GAAAGAAAAAAACGAGAAGAAAACAUGUCAAUGCUAAACCUGAACCUGAACAUCGACAGUCAGUUUAGUCAGUCGAACAAAACGCAGUAAUACAAAUAUUAAAGUGUGCAGAAGAGGUGUUUGAAAUCUUAUUUGUUCAAGUGUGUGAAAAUACGAGACAAUUUGAUAUUUUUCUAACAAACGCCGAGUAGCAAACCAGUGAAGAUCUUUUUCGAUUUCCUCCAGUUGUGAUUUUAACCCACAAAAUUCUCAAACUCGAGGCAUCUGUGUCGAAAAAGAAACUAGUCUGAUAGAUCACAAAAAAAAUGGAAAUGAAAUUCUUCAGACUUGGUAAUAAAAAUGGUGAGACGAUUGUACCAAAAUUUUGAAGAUUUCCAUUUUCAAUUGAAGGAUAAACUUCUGAUGAUCACUAGAAAAAUAGAGCGAGAACAUUGAAAGUAGAAAUGCUCUGUGAUUGUGGAGACAUAUUGCUGUUCGAGGAAUGAUUUCCACUGUAAAAAGUUGCUAGCAAAAAACAGAAGAAUCUUCAAAAGCACCACAGCUAAAUCAAAAACAUCCAGUCACAAGCUUUGUAAAGAUAGAAGGAAAGCAGCCUCGAAGAUUAAAAGGGAACAAGAACCAAAAUUAUCAACCAGGAGAAAUGGAUUAUUCAGAAGUUUCUCUCAGCGAUGAGGAGGAUUAUUCGCAUGAAUUUGUUCACACAAAUUCUAGAAAUACUGGAGAAUCCAAACUCAAUGAAAGAUGCAUCAGUUUUAUAAGAGACAUGAAUGAAUACGGUGUUUGUAUUUUCGAUGAUUUUGUUGGUCCCGAGCUGGGUAUGGCCAUUCUUAAAGAAGUGCAAAAUAUUCAUGGAGCUGGAAUGUUCAAAGAUGGACAAUUGGUGUCUAACAAAGCUGGCACUAAUAGCUUAAAAAGAAUAAGGAGCGAUCAGACUACAUGGGUCGAUGGCAAACAAAAAGGAUGCAGAAAUAUUGGUACUCUUGUUUCAAAAGUCGAUGAAAUCAUUGCUAGAGCUAUAAGGAUGCCGAAUAAAGGGAAAAUGGCAAAUUUGAUGAUUCACGGGAGAACUGAGGCAAUGGUUGCUUGUUAUCCUGGCGAUGGUUCCCACUUCGUUAAGCACGUGGACAAUCCGAAUCACGACGGUCGAUGUAUCACGGCAAUUUAUUACCUCAAUAAAAAUUGGGACAUUGAGAAAAACGGUGGUUUGUUGAGGAUUUUUCCGGAAGGCUGGCGUCGAGACAUGGUCGCAAACAUUGAACCUCUGUUCGAUCGAUUGUUAUUUUUCUGGUCAGAUCGAAGAAAUCCUCACGAAGUUCAACCCGCUUAUAAAACUAGAUACGCCAUAACAUUGUGGUAUCUUGAUACAGGAGAGAGAAACGGAGCUUGCCGAAUUAGUCCAAAAGAAAAAAAAGUGCAUCCUGAGUCACUGCUGGAGCGUGCAGUUGUAGAAUCCGAAUUGUAGAUACAACCUAGACGUUUAUUCAAUAACUUUCGAUGAGUAGGCUGCAUCGAAACAGCUGUAAAUAUAUAAAUAUAUUUAUCGAUUGACGAACUCAGUGAGGAUUGAACGUGAAAUGCAUUAAUUACGUAUUAAGGAUUAUCGGAUAUUCAAUAAAUAAGUUAAAAGGACAAUGGUGCUCAAUUUCCGGAAGUUACAGUCUGAACGCCUGUAAAAACGGACGAAAAAAACCAAGUAGUUUUCUUCGUUCAAGGAAGUUGUAAACAUUAAUUAUUUAUUACGCUUCAGAUACGACACUGCAUUGAGAAAUGAAAAAACUCUUCUGCAUGUUUUUCUCUGUUUCCUCGCUGCAGAAAAAGAACCACAAAAAUUAUUGUUUUCCUUUCUGUAAUCUUAGAUUUGGCUGAUAUUAGAUCGCUCGAUAUCUCCUAGCAAUCGACGAAUCGUUAUCAUUUUCAAUUCCAAUUUUUUCUGAUGCCGAUAUUGACUCGUUGAAAAAAAACUAAAUAUCAAAAAAUUGCUCGCUGAAACAGAGAUCGGAAUUCUAUGAAUUGUUAAAUUUAUUAAGUUAUCUUCAAACUCGUUGACAUUUUUGAGUCAGCGAGACACAAAUCAUUCAAAAUAUGCUUCCAGUGCUGAUGAAUUGAUAUCUUGCCUCAAAACCGUUCCUGUAGCAUUAAUAUACGAAUAUUGCAAGUUUUAAAACGUGAAAUAAGUUUUUUCUUUCAUCUCUCUCUUUCGCUUUCCCUCUUAAUUAUAAAAGUUCAACGCAAUGGCAGUGUCAAUAAAAAUGAUUUCAGAUGUUUUAUAAAACUGCUCAGUUUCGUAAAUUUUUUUAUAUAUAAUACUGAGGAAACACUUCUUUCAUGAGAGUACGACAAUUACUUUCAAUGAAAAUUAUAGAUUUUUGCUACUAGUAAAAAAAAUUGGUCAUUUUCUAUUUUUUUUUUUCAUCUUGUUCAUAUGGAAUAGCAAGAUAUACUGAAAACAAUGUAGGAAGCGUGAAAUUGUUCACAAUCCGUAGAAAAUUCUCUCAAGAUACUACUUCAUUGACACAGCAUUGCCAGAAAAAUCCUCGCCACAGUAAUUAACUUAUUAUCAUGGUUCAAUUUAGUUAGAAAAAAAUUCACUAUUAACUUAAUUUGUAGAAUUAAUGGUUAAUCUAUGCAAAAAAAUCUUGCACUUUGUAAAACGUUGUCACAAUUUAUCACAGUCAAAGAAAUAAAUAUUGUACAAAUUUUGAAA